GUCAUGCGCUGCAGCGAGCGGGCGCACCAUUAAGAGCCGGUGGCAAACCCCCCCCCCCUAAAAAACGCUUGAUUUGCAACACACGGAUGCUGAUGCUGAUGAUGAUGGUGAUGAUGAUGAUGCUGCUGCUGCCACACCACCCGGAUCGGACACACUCUCCCCGACAAGCGGAAUUAUUAGUAAUAGCUGCGCUUAUGUAAUCGAUACGCCGGCUUGCUUUGAAGCUUUUUGCUUUUUGUCAUUUCACUUGACAGAAACACGCUGCGCGCCGCGUGCGGUCUUUCUCAUCUGUCCCGAUGCGACGCGCGUGAUGGUCGCAGUGGGACGGACGGUCCUUCAUUCCACCCAGGAGGCUUUUUUUAUUUGUUGUAGGACGCUUCUGCGCCCCUUUCCCCGCUGACCUGAGCAGUGGUAAUUAUUUACCACAUCUUGCUCUUUUCUCUUGAGUAAAUGAUCCGGAUCCAGAAGAAUAAGUCCACGCGGGCUUCGUUUUUUUUCUUUAUCUUUUGCUGUAGUGGGAUUUGAUUUAGCGAUCUUCCAAAGAGGAAAACCACCGGUGGGAGUCAAUUUUGAACUGUGACUGUUUUUUUGGAGGGGUAAGAAGGGCCUAUACAGACUUCACCCACCCCCCCCCCACUGACUCCCCCACCCUCCCCAUCCCAAAAAAAAAAAAAACUCUGCAGGGUUUCCUCCUCCUCAGUCCAGAGGAAUAUCUCCAAGUCCAAGGGGGUUACUGCUGCUGCUCCGACGGGCUCUGAUCGGCUCUCAUCCGGGGAGGGGGGCGGGCGGGUGGGGGGGGGGGGGAGAGGAAUGGUGGCCGCGCCGCAGAUCCACGCAACUCUUUCUCAGUGUUUGGCAUUUUUCGCAGGCGAGCAUCUUGACUUGUGAUCGAGAGAGACGCGGACUGCAGCAGCCCUCCGGAAAAAAAAAUUAAAAAAAAUCCCCCCCCUCCCCUUCUUUCACAUGGAGAUCUGUGCCGCGCUCCUGCUGCAAAACCUGACAACGGGCACCGGGGCCCUGCUGGCUUCUCCUCCGCCGCUCGCCGCCACGAUCUCCUUCAUUCGGAAAAAUGCAGAACACAAACAGCAGAUGAACUAUGAAUGGUGAACAAAAUGAUCUCCUCCCUCCAGCGCCAGACAAUGAGAGGUCGUAGGCUGAAGGGGGCGCUGUCCAACCCCCUCUUUGUGCUGCUUCUGGCCCUCCAGAUCCUGGUGGUGGCCGGGCUGGUCAGAGCGCAGACUUGUCCUUCCGUCUGCUCAUGCAGCAAUCAGUUCAGCAAAGUCAUAUGCACCCGCCGCAGCCUGCGGGACGUCCCAGAUGGCAUUUCGACAAACACUCGCUACCUGAACCUCCAGGACAACCUAAUCCAGGUCAUCAAGGUGGACAGUUUUAAACACCUGCGCCAUCUGGAGAUCCUGCAGUUGAGCAAAAACCACAUUCGCAACAUUGAAAUUGGCGCCUUCAAUGGACUGGCCAGCCUCAACACCUUGGAGCUCUUUGAUAAUCGGCUUACGACAAUCCCCAAUGGAGCAUUUGAGUACUUGUCCAAGCUGAAGGAAUUGUGGCUACGGAACAACCCCAUCGAAAGUAUACCAUCUUAUGCCUUCAACCGGGUCCCCUCGCUCCGAAGGCUGGAUCUAGGCGAGCUCAAACGUCUCUCCUACAUUUCUGAAGGAGCCUUCAAGGACUUGAGCAACCUGCGCUACCUAAAUCUGGGAAUGUGCAACCUCAAGGAGAUCCCCAACAUCUCACCCUUGGUCAGGCUCGAGGAGCUGGAAAUGUCUGGAAACCAGCUGUCCGUUGUGAAGCCCAGCUCAUUUUUAGGAUUGGUGAACCUCCAGAAGCUGUGGAUGAUGCACGCCCAGGUCCAAACUAUCGAGAGGAACUCCUUCGACGACCUUCAGUCAAUGGUGGAGCUCAACCUGGCUCACAACAACCUCACCUUUCUACCACACGACCUCUUCACGCCACUGCAUCGCUUGGAGCGGGUCCACCUCCACCACAACCCCUGGAACUGCAACUGUGAUAUCCUGUGGCUCAGCUGGUGGCUGAAGGAGACGGUACCUGCCAACACCAGCUGCUGCGCCCGUUGCCAUUCUCCUGCGGUCUUUAAAGGUCGCUACAUUGGGGAAUUGGACCACAGCUACUUCCAGUGCGAUGUUCCCGUCAUCGUGGAGCCACCCAGCGACUUGAACGUGACAGAGGGCAUGGGCGCCGAGCUUAAAUGUCGUACAAGCUCGCUGACGUCCAUCAGCUGGCUCACGCCAAACGGCUCGUUGGUGACCCACGGGGCUUACAAGGUGCGUCUCUCUGUACUCAAUGACGGGACGCUGAACUUUACUAGCGUCACGAUGCAGGACACUGGGACUUACACCUGUAUGGUUAGCAACACAGCGGGCAACAUUUCUGCCUCCGCUGUGCUUAAUGUCACUUCUGUGGAAAACAGUGGGGUGACCUAUUUUACCACAGUCACCGUGGAGACCAUUGAGACCCCGGGGGACGAUAGCCAAACGCCGCUUCCCCCAUUUGGCUGGGUGUCAUCCUCCACGACGAGAGGUACUCCCGUUUCAACAAAGACCACAGAGCGGACUUACACAAUUCCAGUUCUCGACCCAGAUGGAGAGGGUCCCCUCAACGGUCUGGAUGAGGUGAUGAAAACCACCAAGAUUAUCAUCGGCUGCUUCGUGGCCAUCACGCUCAUGGCUGCUGUGCUUCUGGUCAUUUUCUACAAGAUGAGGAAGCAGCACAACCAGCAGGAUCCCGAUGGCCCCGCCUCCUCCAUGGAGGUCAUAACAGUUGAAGAAGAGCUCGCAGGUGUCGCUGCCAUGGAGAGGCACCUAUCGAUGCCCCCCCUGGAGCACUACAACCACUACAACACCUACAAGAGCUCCUACCACCACGGUCCUAUGCUCAGUACCAUACACAGCUCGGUCACACAGGAACCUUUACUGAUCCAAGCCUGCUCAAAAGACAAUGUACAAGAGACCCAGAUCUGAUCUUGAAUUUGACUAAGCAUCCAGUAUCAGCAGUUUCAUACUAGGAGUACAAUGGACCAAAAGCUGGAGAUAAAAAGGAGUCAAAAUUACAUUGACUUUGAUCACAAAAGCGAUGGCGAUGAAUCAGCAUUUGGAAAAAGGGACAACAUGUGAUACUUUAACGAGUGUCUUUACAAAAACAAAGAUUAUUUAUUAUAAGUACGUCUAGUGGCUAAAUGAAGAAAAAACUUUUGUGAUAGCUUUUUAGCUCAUUUUAUUUCCCUCUCUCUCUCUCUCUCUCUCUCUCUCUCUCUCUCUCUCUCUCUCUCUCUCUCUCUCUCUCUCUAUGUCUCUCUCUCUCUCUCUUUCUGUGUGUGUGUGUGUGUGUGUGUAAUACUGCACAAGGGAAGGAAUGGUUUGCAAAAUGUGAACGUGUAAUCUAUCAAAUGCAGCUCGUGUGAAACCGCGGUACGAUUUGGCCUUGAACAGAGAGGCCAUUGAUUUCAUCCUGUGAUUUGACCUGAUAAAAAAGUGCGUUGCUUCAGUAUCUAAAAGCAUCCAUGUGCGUUUCAGCUGCUCAGCCUACCACGUCCAAUGUCGGCAGAGGUUUAAGAGAGAGAGACAAAAACCCAGAAUGGGGUCAUGUUCAUUGCCGUCAUAUUCAAGCUGUCACUCAAUGCAAAAUGGGUUCUUUUAAUGACACAGCUCCGGAUGAUAUCACAGUGAAGCCAGCAUGCCUGAGGAGCACAGCAGCCAAAUUAGUAACUGUGCAUUUCCCCCGUGGCUCCUAAACAACAGCCAUACGUCCUUCACUUUAAUUAAGAUUAGGUUUUCGCUCCCUCUCCUCCUUCCCACCGUUUCUCUUUUACACGUCAACCUUUACUACUUCCCUCUCUUUUCCACUGCUCCUCUCCUCUGAGUGCUUCGCCCACCCCACCCACCCUCUCUCCUUCCCUCCGCGUCCUCUGGUUUUCUUUGAUUGUCUCUCCGUCACCUGGCUGAGGCACGUCCCUCCCCCCCGCCUCCCCCCCCCCCCCUCCUUCGCCGUGUCUCAUUUGUCUCGCUCCGCCCGGUCUGGCGCGUGCCGCACGGCGGCGGAAUAUUUGCCCGGCUAAAAUGAAGGGGGGGGAGCAUAAGGCUGCAGUCUGUAGCCUCCGUGUUAACCCAGUAAUGAUCUACGUCCACUCAGCGUCGCGUUACCUUGCCAUCGCCCCCCGGGGGUCACGCCAAGCUCAGGCGCUGAUGGUCCAUCUGUUACGGAGAUAAAGAGGCAAAUGAGGCUGCUUUGUAAUGUAGUGUGACCCUGUCAGACUGACGCAGUCUGGGGCUAACGCAGGCAGCGAGGCAGUUAGGGAACCUGCAACAAAAUAAGGGGAGCUGGGUUAUAGCUCAUUAAUCUGUAUCAGCAGUUAAUUUGCAGACGAACAGAGGAAAAGCUGAUAACAGAGCAGCGGGAGACUUUUCCACUCUCCCCGUGCCCAACAUCUAACCGGGGGUAGAGGCCUUUGAUAUCGAAAAAGCAACCCUCGCUCAGUCUCAUUUUUGUCUGAGAGAAAUGUGCCCGCUUUGAUGUCGCUGAUCAUUUAUAGACCAUCAGAACAUUGUCUCUCCUGUAGUCUGUUUACGCUUUGCUUUUUUUUUUUUUUUUUUUCAUUUACUCUUUCAAAGAGGGGGGCUCAGGGAAGAAGGAUGCAGGGAUGAAAAGUGAAGAACGGUGGGUGGGGAAGUGUGUGUGUGUGUGUGUGGGGGGGGGGCAGACUCACGAUGGCCAUGAGGGGUCUUCAAACAGAUAUAUGACAGAUAUGAAGGGGGGGGAGAAAGAAGAUAAGAAAUAAGGAGGCAAAACUAGCCAUCAGACUGUCGUCAUGGAAACAGUGACCCUGUGCAGAAAGUAAGAAGAGGUAGAUUCCUCUCGCUUUGGUCUCUGCGCAACGAGCGUAUUUGAAUUUCCCACUGGUCGAUUUCACAAAUGCGACAGAUUAGUCGACGGCGUGUGCAUUUACAAAUGGACUCGAUGAGAUUCGACAAGUUGCGUGACGUCAGCUUUUUUUAUCAGAGCGGCGCGCCGUUUCAGGUUUGCAAUUGAAAUAUCGCCCGGCAACGGUGUGAAGAAUGUGACGCCGCCGUCCGGGAGCUCCUCUCGCGUUAUUGAUUUUCACCCCGGUGAAGACAGCUUGCCGUAGAAAGCACCGUCGCUCACGCGAAAAUCAUGCCGCCUGUAAUCGCUCAGUCUCUUAAAUGUAUUUUUGAUGCUAUACCAUGGAGGAAUGGCGAGCAGAGCCGGUGGAGGUGAAUUAUACAUUCAAAAGGCAGGUCAUGUGUGCUGAGGUGGGGGAAAGUGGAGCAGGAACAAGGCAAACACAAACCUAUUCAUCCUUCAUUCAGCCUUUCACCGAGCGCUGCGAGAGAUGAAAGGAGGCGCAGUCAUUGGUCACGUCGUGGAGUGAACCAUUCUUUCCCUUUCCACUGUUUUCUUUUUUCAAUGCUCAAAUCCUUUUCGAUGCUUUCGGUGGCUUAAUGAUUCAAUGUUGACGCUGGCUACAGUGAAAAAAUAAAAAAAAGGUUGAUUUUUUUUUAAUAUAUAUUUGGGGAUGAGGGUUGUGAGCUGUUCAUAAUGAAUGGGAUAUAUCAGUAUUGGUUUUUGCUGGAGCCGGAUGGCUCUAUGUGGAGAGAUAUUUGAAUGCCAGAAUGAAAUUAAGCCUCUGACCCGCAGAAUGUUGGACUUGAAAUACCAGCAGAGUGAGCUUGAUUUUUUGUGUGCAAAACCCCGCCCAAGCCAAGGUGAUCAAAUUAUUGUGUGUUAUCUGCCAACUGUCUAUGUAUAGGGAGGAUUACUGUAUGUGGUAAUAUUCCCUCUCAUUUUUGGAGAGAAUAAUCAUCAAAUGGUUACAUUUAUACGAAAAAAAAAAUAUUUUCAAAAACAUAACGCAAAAAAAAAAAGAUCUUCAGAUCAUAAUUUUACAUGUGCUUCAAUUGUUAAAAAAAAGACAAAAAAGCUAAAGAAAAACAAGAAAAAAAAAUAAGAGACUGUGCUUGUAAGAAGUCCAACUAAUUUCUCUGAGGAUGAUGUUCAAUUAUUGAUACCUGAGAUUGUAGUUCAUACUGUACAUGAAUACAAAUAAAAUUGCAAUUCUUUUUCCAAUAGA
Molecule: messenger RNA, 6121 nt
Organism: Gasterosteus aculeatus aculeatus (three-spined stickleback)
Lineage: Eukaryota; Metazoa; Chordata; Actinopteri; Perciformes; Gasterosteidae
Gene: lrrc4cb
Product: leucine rich repeat containing 4C, genome duplicate b
Biological process (GO): regulation of axonogenesis; synaptic membrane adhesion; modulation of chemical synaptic transmission
Cellular component (GO): plasma membrane; glutamatergic synapse; postsynaptic density membrane
Molecular function (GO): cell-cell adhesion mediator activity
Source: RefSeq, a predicted model, not a curated record